Molecule: messenger RNA, 2238 nt
Organism: Australozyma saopauloensis
Lineage: Eukaryota; Fungi; Ascomycota; Pichiomycetes; Serinales; Metschnikowiaceae
Gene: RAD32
Product: DNA-directed DNA polymerase eta
Exons: 1
Coding region: 1-2238 (745 amino acids)
Biological process (GO): error-prone translesion synthesis; response to radiation
Cellular component (GO): site of double-strand break; nucleus; replication fork
Molecular function (GO): damaged DNA binding; DNA-directed DNA polymerase activity
Source: RefSeq, a predicted model, not a curated record
AUGUCAAUCCUAAAUCCUGACACAGUCGAACAAGUAAUCCGCCAUGAAUGUUCUGGCUCAUCGUAUACUUUCAAAGAUCUACAGAUGCUAGCGUCUCCUGAAGAGGCCUACCUACUGCCUCUUGCAGUCAUAGGUCUCAUUGAUAUGAACGCGUUUUUUGCACAAUGUGAACAAGUUCGACUAGGGAAGGGACUUGAGGAUCCGGUUGUAUGUUGCCAGUGGAAAUCACUCAUUGCUGUUUCAUAUGCUGCGAGGAAGUAUGGUAUCAGUCGUUUGGACCCGCUAGGUUUAGCCUUGAAGAAAUGCCCACAAUUGGUCGUAGGGCAUGCGGCUGUAUUUAAAAAAGGUGAAUCUUUUUGGAGGUAUAUAGACGGGUUGCCGAGCCAGGCUAUUCAUAAAGUGAGCUUGGAUCCCUAUCGAAGAGAGCUGCGGAAAGUGUUCAGGAUUUUGCAGAGUCAAUGUGAUUUGGUAGAGAAGGCAAGUGUUGAUGAGUGCUAUCUUGAUCUCGGGAGAUUGGUGUAUAGCAAAUUGAUGGAUUUAUUUCCAUGUUUACGAGACUUGCAAGCGGGAGAUAAACUCCCUCCAGUUCCAUCUACCCUCCCUGAUGGCCUCAAAUGGGAAGGAAUGCUAUAUCAGACAGACGAGGAAUCAGCAUUUUUCAAAGAAGGCGUUUCGCAUGACAAUAAGCAGACACAGUCCAGAACAAAUACGCCCCCGGCCACUAUAGUAAAGGAUUGGAGCGACAUAUGCCUGAUACUUGGUUCACAAUACCUAUUUUCUAUACGAUGCAAAGUCUACGACGAGCUCAAGUAUACAACUUCUGGUGGAUUGGGUACCACCAAAACGAUCGCGAAGCUUGCGGCCGGAUUUGUCAAGCCAGAUUAUCAGACUAUCGUCAGUUCGAAGGCUAUAAAUGCCUUCCUCUCCAAUUUUGAAUUGACCGACGUGACUUCAAUGGGUGGGAUGAUAGGAAAGGACAUUGUUCGACAGUUACAGAUACCUCCACAGACCAACUCAAUAUCCUUCAUUCGACAGGAGUUCACACUAGAACAACUAAAGGAAGAAUUUCCACAAGACCACGGAUUGGCAACGCGAGUGUUUGAGUUUUGCCGAGGGAUACACCAACAAAAGCUUAAAUUGCGAACCCAGGUCAAAUCCAUGAUGUCGCGGAAAAACUUCCUAGCAGACUGUCCCGUAAAGACUGUCGGCGAUACUUAUGACUGGAUCAAGGUAUUCGUGGGCGAUCUUUAUGGCAGACUCAUUGAGCUUGACGACGAAAGCAUGAAUCUUUCGCUUCUGCAAAGCGGUCCUAACGAGCGAGCAAGUAUUUCCAGACCUCGUACUGUAGCGGUUCACUACACGACAUCGGCAUGGGAGAAGCAGUCCAAACAAACCAAAUUUCCAGUGAUUCGAGAUUUGGUCAAGUUUCGCUCUACCCUCGAGCUAGUUUACUUCAAAUUGCUUUGUCAAAUUCUUGAAAAUAACAAGGCGAGCGAUUGUGAGGUCAAAUACCUUGAAUUGAAUCCCGAUGAUCCGCAUUUGUACCAGCUUCCAAUCCACUUGUUGGCAAACUUGUCGGUCGUUAUCGGAAAUUUUGUGAUCACAACAGACAAAAAUUUAAUCGAUAGUUACGGACAAACAAACCAGGGCGAAACAGAUAAGGAUAGCAUCAAACGGCAAUUUGAGGAAGUCACGAAACGACAACCAAACCAAUCCGAAGAGCCAAAACCUAAAAGAAUCACACGAAGUAAUUCUUAUGUCAAGAAGCUUUUUGCAGAUUUCGAAAAGGAACAAGGAGAGCAGGCUGAGCUUAAGAGGGAGGUUUCAAGCGAGCCAGAGAAACCCAAAGAUCAAUUCAAAGAAGACAAGGAAUAUGUCAACAGAAUGUUCAUGGAGUAUCAAAAUGAUGUUUUGUUUCAUAAAGCGAUGUCAGGUUUUGACCAGUUGAAGCCAGCCGAGAAGAAGCAGGCAAAGACGAAAUCAAAAGUUCAAGUAUCCAAAAACAACGAAAGUCCAAGUGCGUCGUCAAGGAGCAGGUCUCCUGAGACCAAAGAUGCAUUUUGGAAGGAGUUAAUGCAAUCUCAGAGAUGCCCGACAUGUAAUGUUUCGGUUGAUGAUGUUUUCGAGCAUAGAGAUUAUCAUUUUGCGCUUGAGCUAUCGUCCAAGCUCAACAAUGGAACUACGUCUAGGGUAGGUCAAAAAAAGAAGAGCCAGAAUCAAUCCACUCUUCCUUUUUAG